Messenger RNA from Schistosoma bovis, 3886 nucleotides. The record is from the annotation of a GenBank genome assembly. Lineage: Eukaryota; Metazoa; Platyhelminthes; Trematoda; Strigeidida; Schistosomatidae.
GAACAAUUGAAUUUUUCUGCUGACUUGACAGUUGGGGUGCGCUUUUCAAGUAAAAUGACACUAGAAUGACCAAAGAAGACGGCACAGGUCAAGCUAUUGUAGAUGAAGUCAGUAACGACUCUCCUCAGCUUAAAGGAGAAUCCCCACCUAAAAUAUCAGAUGCUAUAAUUCUAAAACCUGCUAAAGGUAAUGUACAUUUCAAAAUACUGGUACCUUCAAUUGCUGCUGGUGCAAUCAUCGGGAAAGGAGGUGAAGCAAUAACAGAAAUCCAAAACCAAACUUCAGCGAAAGUAAAAAUGUCCAAAGCUAAUGCCUUUUAUCCCGGAACAACUGAGCGAGUUUGUUUAAUUGUUGGAACCAUCGAGAGUAUAUUACGUGUUUUUCAGUAUAUUUCCGAGAAAAUAUACGAAAAACCAGAAUCUGUACCGAAAACAGGUAGUGAAGGACGAGUACUUACUGAGAGACAUAAACAAGUCAAGAUUUUGGUCCCUAACAGCACAGCUGGAAUGAUAAUAGGAAAGGGUGGUAGCUUUAUCAAGGAGUUGAAGGAUACAACUGGGGUAUUCAUUCAAGUAUCUCAGAAGUCUAAGGAGCUUAACUUGGCUGAAAGAUGCGUUACUGUCGCAGGUGAACUCUCGCAAACACGCGAUGCUGUAGCAUUGAUUUUAAGCAAGAUUGCUGAGGAUCCCCAAUCGUCCAGCUGUCCAAAUAUAUCUUACUCCGAGAUAAUCGGACCAGUAGCAAGUGCUUAUCCCACCGGCUCACCUUAUGCUUUAGCGGUUGGCUCGCAUCCAGGAUUACCUGCAUGCGGAAUGGGUUUUGGUUCAGAUAUGCAUUUCAGAGCAGCAUCAGGCUCAAAUUCCAGCUUUUCACCUCCUCAUAUUAAUUCUCUUUCGCCUGUAAGCCCAACUACCUCGAAUCCAGCUUCUGGAUCCAUUUUCGGCGGAAGUUCCUCUCCAGCUGUUGCUGCUGCUAUGGCUGCUAUGAGUGCAGUUGCUGCCUGUUCUCCAAACGCCAAGUCAUCGUCUGCAUUAGUUCCAAAUGGUGGUCGAGCAUUGAUGGGUCGUGGUGUGGCUAGUACACAUUCAAGUAACCACCAAACUAUUACUCAUUCCCCUCAUAGCCUUUUAGGAUCUGUCGCGACACAUUAUAAUGCUAGGAUUUCGCCGACUUAUGGACCACCCAGACCUAUCUCUUCACCUAAUUCUGGUAUGGGUCUUGAGGGGAUACGUAGUGUUUUAAAAAGUGCUGGGUAUUCUGACGUAGCAACAGACGAGAUUGCUAAUGCCAUGGAUGUAUUGAGUCUAUAUGGUUUUAUUUCGAUGUCCAGCUUAACUGGAUGCAUUAAUUCUUCACCGAUGAUUAAUUCAUCUUCAAACAAUCAUUUUACUGUAAAUUCCAAUACGUUAAGUGGAUUAGGCAAAUCAUUUACGAACCUUGACUCGGGUGGUCAGCAAUCUCCAGUUUUGUCAAACAGUUUUCAUUCUAACGAUCUUUCAUUGCACAACUUUCGAAAUCUUGCAGCAGCAUCCAUACAGAAUUGUGUCCCUUCUCAACCCAGUCAGAUCUACACGCAUAGGCGAUCUUCAUUCUCUUCGUACCAACCUGUUAGUAUGAAUUCACACGCACGCGCAAAUCAUUUAACCGUUACAACGUGCAACAGUAUUAACAAUAAUAUUGAGGUCAUUCCAGUAAUUAAAGAGUUGAACGUACAGGAUUCACUUUGCGCCUCAUCUGAUCCGACGGUUUGUGGAUCGGUAGAAAGCCAUAAUUUAGAUAUAACCACAGGUUUAUAUUCUAUUACUUCAUGUGAAAGAUUAAAUCCGAAAAGUUCCACCCAGUCUCCUGUUCUGGGGAUUCGAGCUGUAUCUCCUAUAUCCAAUAUUUCAAUACCACUUAAACGGAAUGGCGUGGUCACUGAUAGUUCUGCUAAUGGUUUAAUACCUCGCCGAGUUUCGGAUGGGAGUGUAGGUGAAGAGCAUAAUAAAAAGAACGGAAUUUGUUGUAGUACAGCUUCCAUAAAUAAUGACACUAGUCGAACGAAUAGUUUAUGGAAUUUAUAACAUUUAUAGGCAUCUAACUUUGUGUGUGUAAAUGUUUCUGUGGCACUUAACCUUGAAUUUAUUACUACUUGGUUUAUACUAUACUCACUAAAAAAAUACCUCGACUCCAUUGUCUUUGUUGUCAUUGCAUCAUCACUCACUUAUCUUAAUGUAAAAUUUAACUUGCUUUUUCUCUCAACGCACAUCCUCAUCUACAUUAUGACUAUUCGGCUUUGCAAUUCAAAAAUAAUUGUGAGUAGUGCUUUUUUAUUUCGUGUUUUUAUUUUGGUUUAGAUUUUCCCGUUUUUCUUGUCUUUCCAAUUAUUAAUAUUGCUAUAUUAUUUCAACGUAUUGUUGUUCGUGUGCCUUCUACAAAGGAGAAUAAGAAUUUUAAGUCACAGAGUUGUUAUAUCUCUUUCUUUAUACAUGGAACCAUGUGUUGUGCCAUGUUUUGUCUUCAUUUUUGACGUGACGUUCAUCAUUAUUAUCGUCAUCGUUUUUUUACUACGUUUGCUCAUCCUUUAUUCUUCACAGUUAAAUAAGAUAAUAGGAAACUCGACCAUUCGUAUUUACGACAUUCACAUUCAUAUUUAAAUAAUUCCACGUAAUCAUCAUACAAAUGAAACAAACGCACCCAUUUCAUUGUGAACCCAAAGCUACCUAUAAAUGUCAUUUUUUUUCAUUUGUUGUCAGUUAUUUCAGUCAUAUUUUUAUGUCGGACCGGUCGUACCAAACGUUCGCUUGUCUUCCUUAUAGUCUUUCUCUCCGACUGACUUUAGUUAAUGUUGUGUUUGAUAUUAUUUAUUAUUACUACUAUUAUUAUGUACCUGCUUACUUCAUCUAGAAUGAUUUUUGUGAUUUAUUCUUGACUUGAGUUUCAUAGUUAUCAUCCUUUGUCACCCGUUGCACCUUUUUGCUUGGAAUUAUCCUGGAAAUGUACUAAUCUUUCAUAUUCAUCCAUAUUGCGAUUUUCCAGUGCCUCGAUACGCAAACAAACCAUAAUAUAAACACAUCCAACUUAGUUUUAUUUUAUUGCGUGUAUAAACUAAAAAUUAUUCAAAUUCAUUCAAAAUCUGCCUUCAGAACACAUCAUCUCAAAACUAAAUUCAUUUAUUGCUUUCUCAAAUAGCCUGUGAUAUUGUAUCUGUCAUUUUUCUGAGGUCUUCCGACUUCUGCAAAGCUAUGUAACUUUUUUAUGACAUGGACAAGAUUCUCUUAUUUACGACAGACGUCAACGCCACUUUCAAAGCGUUUUCAAAGUAAGUAUCAUGGAAUUCAUACGUGUUAGUUUGCAUACGUCACGAAAUCAUACAUAUUUAAAAUUUCAUGCACAUUGUUCGGUUGGAGGUUUUUUUCUAAGUACAUUGCUAUUGAUCCCCUAAUAUCAUUACUAUUUAUUCGAGAUACUUUAACGUCACCUCUGUUACCGUUUGGAUGUUACACUCAUAUUUGUUUCUUCCGUCUUAAUUUUUUCCUGUUCCUUUCUCUGUCCACCUCGUUAUUCAGUUUCAUCCCUUUACUUCACUAACCACUAGUUGUCUUAAACUUUCUAACUGUUUUUGCUUGUUUGUUAUGCUUCUGCUUGUUCGCUUUCGAAAUCUAAAACUCAAUCUAUUUUCGAAAUUAUGAUAGAUGAUUUCCAGUUUGUUUCAUCCUUUUUUUAAUUGCAUCGCCAGUUAUUCACUAUCACUUUUUUCUUCGAUUCAUUUAAGUGUCGAGUUUUGUAUGGAAUAUAUGAUAUGCAUCGCACUUCACCAUUGGCUUUUGUUUUUCUUUUGACCUCGUUUAUGAACAAGUUAAUGUAGUUGUUGUUGAUGCUCUAAAACAAAUAGUUGAGUAUUGUG